GGCGGCCAUCUUUGUGAAGCCUAGUGUUUACCAAUUCAUUGCGACCUCUUAUGAAUGAAGGAGGAGGUUAGUGAUGGUGGGACGCGUUAUAUGAGGAUCACAACAUCCGGCUGUGAGAUCUUCUGGCCCCUGCUCUUGUACUGCUCCUGUUCCUUCAGAAUAUGUCUCACUGCCCCGCUAAGCUCUGUGAUUAACUGGGUAGGAAGCGGAACGUCAUCGGAAGGAGGAAGAUAUGACAGCUGGGACACGCACCCAGUCGGUCCAGUCAUUCUUUAUGGAGCACAGGUGAAGAAAAGGAAAAAGCCGGCACAGCUUCAGCACAGAAAAUACAAAAUGUCCCACAGAAAAAAAGAAGAGCGAAGGCACAGAAGUGAAGAGGAUGAAGAGCCUGUGACUCCAGGAAGCAGUAGUAGCAGCCAUCGGAGUGACAGAAAAAGGAGGAGAAGUAGCAGUGGUAGUGUCCAUACUUCCCAGGAGAUACAGAAGAUCAAACAUGUUGAGAUCUUCUAUGAGAAACCUCCACCGGGACUUAUUAAGGAAGAUGAACCUAAACCUGAAGACUGUAUUCCUGAUUUGCCUGGUAAUGAACAUGCCAGAGAUUUCCUUGCCCAUGCUCCUACAAAAGGACUAUGGAUGCCUUUGGGUAAAGAAGUAAAGGUUAUGCAGUGUUGGAGAUGUAAGCAAUAUGGUCACAGGACUGGCGAUCGUGAGUGUCCCUAUUUCUUCAAAGGCAAUCAAAAGAUUGAGCAGUUUAGGGUGGCUCAUGAAGACCCAAUGUAUGGCUUACUAAAGGAGAAAGAAAAUCAGGAAAAACAGAUGAGGAUUCAGCAGCUAAAAAAGUUGCUUGAGGAUUCAACAUCUGAAGAAAGCAGUGACAGCAGCAGCAGCUCAAAUCACUCCCGAGAAAAACGAAAGAAGAAAAAAAAGAAAAAAGACAAUAAAAAGAAAAAGAAGAAAAAACGCAAAUCUUCCCAUAGAAACUCAGAUUCCGAUUAAAUGUAUGAAAGAAGCAUAUUGCAUAUACUGUAUAUUCUUUCUGGAAGAAUAGUCUCAGUAGAUGGAGAGAUUGAAAUCUGAAUGGUGGAAGCCGAAGACUUGACAUUAACUUUGUGUAUAAAGUAUUCAGGACUGUGGGCAGGAUGUCCAUAUAAAGUAAUUUAAUAAACCCUGUUUAAAUAACAUUUAUUAA
Molecule: messenger RNA, 1189 nt
Organism: Hyla sarda
Lineage: Eukaryota; Metazoa; Chordata; Amphibia; Anura; Hylidae
Gene: RP9
Product: RP9 pre-mRNA splicing factor
Exons: 9
Coding region: 55-996 (313 amino acids)
Biological process (GO): RNA splicing
Source: RefSeq, a predicted model, not a curated record